Molecule: messenger RNA, 7089 nt
Organism: Manis javanica (Malayan pangolin)
Lineage: Eukaryota; Metazoa; Chordata; Mammalia; Pholidota; Manidae
Source: RefSeq, a predicted model, not a curated record
AGGAGUGGAGAACCGCUGGUAGACUAAUUGGCUUAGGUAUUCCGCGAGCGCUGGAAAAGGUCGCUGAAGGAGUUGGCUGCACACACACAAAAUAAUAAUCUUAAAAAAGAGUGCCGGGCAUGCGCACACAGAGGAUGCCAUAUUGGAAGGAGGCUGUAGUGGAAGUCGGAGCACCGAAGCGGGCGCGCGAGGGAGGCGGCGGGCGGGAGCGAGUCGGGCCCAGCGAGCCGGAGCGAGGCCGCGAGGGCGGGCGAGGCCGGCGGCCCCCUCGGCGGCGCCGGGGGCCUGGGUCCGCUUGGAGGAAGGAGAACUUCACCAGGUAAUUCUUCCUGUGGGAUGCAUUAAGAGAAGAGGAUCCUUCCUUGUUAGGAAUGGAGAGCAGUUUGUCAAUUUCCAACAUGCAAGACCCUUCCUCUUCCCUCUUGGAAAAACAACAAAAAGCUAAUGGUAAUGGAGAUCUUGAUUCAGAAGGUUCAAGCUUGGAGGAAAUUGGCUUCAACUGGGGAGAGUAUUUGGAAGAAACAGGUGCCAGUGCGGCUCCUCACACGUCAUUCAAACACGUUGAAAUCAGUAUUCAGAGCAACUUCCAGCCAGGGAUGAAAUUGGAAGUGGCUAAUAAGAGCAACCCAGACACAUACUGGGUGGCCACCGUCAUCACCACCUGCGGCCAGCUGCUGCUUCUGCGCUACUGUGGCUGUGGGGAGGACCGCCGGGCUGACUUCUGGUGUGACGUGGUGACAGCGGACCUCCACCCUGUGGGGUGGUGCACACAGAACAACAAGGCCUUGGUGCCCCCGGAUGCAAUAAAAGAGAAGUAUACAGACUGGACGGAAUUUCUCAUUCGUGAUUUGACUGGUUCCCGGACAGCACCUGCCAACCUCCUGGAAGGUCCUCUGCGAGGGAAAGGCCCUAUAGACCUCAUUACAGUUGAUUCCUUAAUAGAACUUCAGGAUUCUCAGAACCCUUUUCAGUACUGGAUAGUUAGUGUGAUUGAAAAUGUUGGAGGAAGAUUACGCCUUCGCUAUGUGGGAUUGGAGGACACUGAAUCCUAUGACCAGUGGUUGUUUUACUUGGAUUACAGACUUCGACCAGUUGGUUGGUGUCAAGAGAGUAAAUACAGAAUGGACCCACCUUCAGAAAUCUAUCCUUUGAAGAUGGCCUCUGAAUGGAAAUGUGCUCUGGAAAAAUCCCUUAUUGAUGCUGCAAAGUUUCCUCUUCCAAUGGAAGUAUUUAAGGAUCACGCAGAUUUGCGAAGCCAUUUCUUCACAGUUGGAAUGAAGCUGGAAACGGUGAAUAUGAACGAGCCUUUUCAUAUAUGUCCUGCAUCAGUGACUAAGGUUUUUAACAAUCAUUUUUUCCAAGUGACUAUUGACGACCUAAGACCAGAACCUAGUAAACUCUCAAUGUUGUGUCAUGCGGAUUCCUUGGGGAUUUUACCAGUACAAUGGUGCCUUAAAAAUGGAGUCAGUCUCACACCUCCCAAAGGUUACUCUGGCCAGGACUUCGACUGGGCAGAUUAUCAUAAGCAGCAUGGGACAGAGGAAACGCCUCCCUUCUGCUUCAGAAAUACAUCAUUUAGUCGGGGCUUCACAAAGAACAUGAAACUUGAAGCUGUCAACCCCAGGAAUCCAGGAGAACUCUGCGUGGCCUCUGUUGUCAGUGUGAAGGGGAGACUGAUGUGGCUUCACCUGGAAGGUCUGCAGACUCCUGCUCCCGAGUUCAUUGUUGAUGUGGAGUCCAUGGACAUCUUCCCAGUGGGCUGGUGUGAAGCGAACUCUUAUCCUUUGACCACACCACACAAAACAGUCUCACAAAAGAAGAGAAAGAUUGCAGUUGUGCAACCGGAAAAACAAUUGCCGUCCACAGUGCCUGUUGAGAAAAUACCUCAUGACCUUUGCUUAUUCCCUCACCUGGAAACCACAGGUACCGCCAACGGGAAAUACUGCUGUCCUCAGCUCUUCAUCAACCACAGGUGUUUCUCAGGCCCUUACCUCAACAAAGGUAGAAUCGCAGAGCUACCUCAGUCAGUGGGACCAGGCAAAUGCGUGCUGGUUCUUAAGGAGGUUCUUAGCAUGAUCAUCAAUGCAGCUUACAAGCCCGGAAGGGUUUUGAGAGAAUUACAGCUGGUGGAAGACCCCCACUGGAAUUUUCAGGAGGAGACACUAAAGGCAAAACAUGGCUUUGUCUCCCGGCAGGACAUUGACGGCCAGGCACUCCUGCUGCUGACUCUUCCGACGGUGCAGGAGUGCAUGGAGCUGAAGUUGGGACCUGCCAUCAAGCUAUGCCAUCAGAUUGAGAGGGUCAAAGUGGCCUUCUAUGCCCAGUAUGCCAACUGACUCCCUCUUGGAGGUGGCCCAGUCUUGGAGAUGCACUGUCUUGGGAAGGUUUUUAGGAUGGAGGCUUUUGUUCUGCUGGGAUAGUGAGACAGCACAUACACUAAGUAUCACCAAGAAGCAGGAGGCAAGAGGGCUCUGCCAUCAGCCAGCCUGUUUGACAUUUUCGUGUUUGUAACGCACACCCAAGUCCCACAGCAGCGGCCUCUGUGGAGUGUAAGUGAAGUUCUGAGUUGGAACCUACGGGAAACUGAGGCGCUUCUUUGUAGGGCCGAGUCUCAUCUUCCUCCUGCUCCAAACCAGGCAGCCUCCUAGGAAGGAGGUUUCCUAAACUAAGGCCCACAUUUCUUCGAGAGCUAAGGCACAGCUGCUGUCUUUCCAGAUGUGACCAAGGAGGAUGCCUGGCUGGUAGUUUUUGCUUUAAUCACUCUCAGGCACAUUUCCAGAUGCUUCUUUCAUAAUGAUACACCUGUGGCUACAUGGUUGUCACCGCAGUUUGAUCUUGAUAGCAACUCAUUUCUCCAAAACAAUUGUGGUGAUGUUUCAGGAUGUAGUUGUAAAAAGAAGGGUUAACGGGCACGGUCUGUCAGAGGUGCCUUUCAGGGAGCACAAGGUAUUAUCGCUGUGAGACAGUUUUCCUGGAGUGAUGGACAUCUAGAGUCUGUAGAGAGUUCUGUUUGCUGUCUUUCAUAGAACUUCAGACAUCUCUAACGUCCUGAUAUAAUUGUGACCAGAUCAAGGAGUGACUGCUUGGGUCCCUUGGGAAAUGCUGAGUUGUAUAGUGAAGGAAGAGUUUAAUUUAAGAGAGCAAGAGGAAAAGAUUGAGAGAAGCUUUUUCUAGCCCAGCUGUGUCUGCUUAGAGGACCACUGCAGCAGGUCUCCUGCGGAGCUCCUUGUGCACCACCUGGUGCACCGCCUGGUUCAGCUCUGCCCUGGCGCACGCAGGGCCUGGAGCAGUGAGGAGGCGGUAUGUUCCCAACAGGAUGCAUCGGAGCCAGCACUGUGUCAGUCCUGGGUCCUCUCCUGGCAUGGCUAAUAACUAACUCUGUGACCUUGGAUGCCUUUGAAUUGUCCUGGACCUCAUUCCUGUGAGGUGACAGGUUUGAACACUGAGGAGUGUAGAGGUGAACACACAUCCCCUUUGCCUCCAUCCUGCUCGUGCCAUGAGGGGAGAGUCCAGAGUGGCCAAAAUGAGGAAAAGAAAGUGAAAAAGAAGCAAGUCAUCGCAGCUUUUAACUCCUUAUUCUUUAUUUUCUUCAGCUCACGUUGGCUUUAAGGUGCUUAUGACAUUUCUCGGGCAUUUUUCAUUAAGUCAGCUAAGUUAUUUGCAGAGAGAUCUGUGGUCUGGGAACUGGCUGAUUUUUUUGUACCAACCUCUCACCCAUCUGUGUCCAUGAGUGAUCCAGUGCCACCAUCCAAAGGCAGUGGGCCAACCCGCUCUGCUGUGCUCUUUGUGCAAAUGUCUUUGUCAGUACAGGCAAGGGAAUGGCACCUCCAGCUUGCCCAGAAGUGGAUGCCAAAGCAGAGGCUGAAACGCCUGCCUGCUACUCUGUUGCAGUCAUUACCUUGGUCUUCUCUUUGAUAAGAGUCUCACCAAUCCCAGUAACACUGUGUGGUGGCUCAUUAGCUGUUCCUGUUUCUGCUCCAUUUUCAGGUGUGAUUAUCGGUCAGAUUUUGAAAAGUGUGAUUACUAAUGCUAACCUUUACUAAUGUUCUGUGACUGUUACAGAUGAAAAACAAAAAUUUUGCCAUUGAGACUUCAUGAUGUCCCAUGUAGCCGAUCUCAGUAGUUAAGUUUUCAGCAUUAGGCAAGUGGAUUUGCCCGGGGGCCUCUGAUGGAAGGCCAUGUGUGGACCUGUGCCAGCGGCACCACUGUGAGGAUGGCAGUGCCGGGGUGGGUCACGCUCCACCUGCACUCAGGUCUUUCCUAAGCUCAUGUUUCUGCCACCCUGCCUUCCCAGCCACAUACUUUUUGACCUUAAAGCCCUCAGUCUUAUGGCAUUGAACUCUCAGACAAGUGGAAGCAGUAUCCAUUUCAAGAUCUUUGGCAUUUUUCCCUGCACUGACUUGUUGACGAUCCCUCACUGUGGCCUUUUCAAGCUGAGCUACUGUUGCAUUUGAAACAGGAAUGAAGGAAUGUGACAGUGUACUUCCAGAAUGAAUGUCACCUUGUCGUGGACUUUCUAGGAAUGGCACAGAGGAAGAGAUGCCACAUUGAGUACGUAGAUCUUCGGAGUAUCUCUGGAGCCAAGAGGUCUUGCUCUGGGCAGCCCCGGACGGGACAUGGCUGCCGUUGCUGGGGGAGCGUCCUCUUCCUGAGAGGCCAGAUGCCCAUAACUCUCCCUGUCUGCAGUCUCUGUCCAUACGGAUCAACCACUUCACAAGCCUCUGCUUUGGAAGGAGGGGACCGCCGCAGCUCGAGGUAGAUGGCGCAGCUCCAUAAUGAAGGUCAUCCACAGGCCAUCUCCCAGCCCUUCCAAGGCCCAGACAUAGUUUAGGACUAGAGCAAACCUUUUGUUCUGAGUGUGGCCAAUGUCCUUCUGAACUUGGAUUGUUUGGGGGCUUCUCAUGAUAGUUGCUGUACUUCUUCACAUCAGGAGGAAUUCGGCCACAGAAUUUUAAGGUGGUAUCCAUUUCUCUGUAGGAUUCACCUCUCACCAGCUGCUUUAUGGAUCAUUUCCAAGGAACAUUUUACCGUGUUGGUCUGUUCUCUUGGCAAGAAAUGGUGGUUUUACACCAUAUCCCUGGAACCACCACAGCCCCUGAGCCAAAAGUUUGUUGGUUGAAACACUCCAACAGAUGACGCCUCCUUCCCUCUCUGUCCCCAGAUGCUACAAUCGCUCCUCUGUCUCUCUGAUAAUACUUUGGGACCAACGUCCUGUCCUCUGUACACACUGUACUGCUCAUUACCUCCUGGAGCUGGCGGAGAAGAGUGGUUUCCCUUUCCUGGCCAAGCAGACACUUGCAUUCUGUACAGUGUGUAUAACAUGAGAAGCAUAGGUGCCACCUCAGCUUUAAUCAGCUGCUGCUCAGUGCCACCCCAAAACCAACAGCGCUUGUUCCAGCCCCUAACUUCUUGACCGAAUUUGUAGUGUGUUGGGAAAAUAUCACCAUCUGCAAAAAUGUAAACCUAAAAAGAGCAGGGUACAUCUGGCAUUAUAGAACUUCUUUGAUUUUUCAAAACAAAAUGAAAAAACAAAUACUAGUUUCCUUUACCAUGAAGUUGCAUAGUAUAGAGUACACAUCCAUCACCUUUAAAAUUAGGUUCAUUUGAUCCAAGUUUGACUCACAUGGUGUUUGAGCUGUUCCACUCUUAGGUAGCUUUACCUUCUGUGAUCGUAUUCAAAAGAUUAUUUCCUGUGUUUUAUUUGUUCCUCAGUAAGUUGAAAUGACUAAAGCCUUUCACACUGCCACCUCUGACGCUUCCUACAAUCUCUAGAAGGUUGAUUGUGAUCAGCCUAUGAAGAUUGGAUCCGUUUCCUAAUCUGUCUCAUAGCAUUUUGAGUGUUGUAUUGGGCAAGUUCUGAGAUUUGCCUUUUAUCUUCUACCAAACAUCUCUUCCUAAGAGCUGUUCUGCCUUUGUUUCGGGAGCACUAGGAGUUUUCAUACUUCUUCAGAGGAACACCCAUUUAUAUUUACUUCUGUAUAUAGAACUCUUAAAACUGUGAUGUUGAAGGUCUAUGUUGUGGUUCGAGCAUCACGGUUGCUUUUUGAUUAACAGGUGAAUCUAGGCUCCAAGAACUGUAUUCUGUCGUUAGAGAGCUGUGAUGAAGUGUGCAAUUUUUUGAAGGGAAAAAUAGGAAACUAAGGUCUCUGCAGUUUGAAAAGAAGAACUCCCUGGAGAAAGACACACACUACCCAUAUCUCUGGUGCAGUAAGUAAAUAGCAAGGGAAAGCUGUUUUGGCAACUAUUAUAAUUUAAUGAUCUCUUAAUCCUUUAUUUUCUGUUCAAGGGUUUUCUGGAAAUGGCUCUAUUUCCUUUAACUUGAUUGAAUAUUUAAGUUGAUUGGUUAUCACAGCUUUUAUCACUAGAGAUAAGAGUAUGGGAGACAAACCAAAUUGUGCUACUUUUGACCCGCUUAUUUUACUCUGUCACAUGGUGCUGCCUUGGGUUUUAGUCAAAAGCAUCUUCAGUUUAGAUGAUAAGUGAUGACUCAAACAAUGUCCUGAGCUGUAGUCUUCCCGUCUUGUCAUGUCUUUUCAUCAGCUAGAAUUCAGUACCAGUGAGUCUGUAGGUCUUGUCACGUCAGCAAGCCAGAGAGCAGAGGUCUUGUCACGUGGGCCAGAGAGACUCACUGAAGAAAAAGUAAGGUCUGGGACAAGUGUGUGCUGAAAAUCACCUUAGGGCGGGGAAUAGGAGACUUCUUUUUAGAUGACAGAGAAAAGGAUCAUCUCAUCUGUUCAGAAUGGGAGCCAGCAUGAUACCUGGAAGCAUAAACGAUACCUAGUAGUGAGCGUCAGAAGACCUUUUACUGUUUUGCAUUCCAGUUUGAACAGUUUGUACUGAAAUUUGAUUCAUAUCUUGUGAAUGUUUUGGUGUGUAAAAGGAAAAAUUGGUGUUUUUACUUUUGAGAUUUGCAGGACAAAGGGCAUGUUGUUGGUUUGCUGUAAGAUUGUAUUCUGUAUAUAUGUUUUCAUGUAAAUAAAUGAAAAUCUAUAUCAGAGUUAUAUUUUAAUUUUUAUUCUUAAUGAAAAAACCCUUUUUACUUGAAAAAAAUUGUAAGUCACCUUGUUAAUAAAGUAAAAAUAAAUUCUG